AUGUCGAACUUAGCUGCCCACUUGACUGAUUCGUAUAGCGUCUUUAAGAUGAGAUUUCUAAACGAAGUUAGUAGUUGGACUUUGUUCUCCAAAACUGUAUUUGGGGAACAAAGUUUUCCUACUCAUCUCGAGGAUAUUGGAAAGAAAAUUGUCGAAAAGUGUAAUGGACUUCCUUUGUCUAUUGCUGUUGUAGGAGGUCUAAUGGCUAAAUCAGAAGUUACACUAGAAUAUUGGGAGCACAUAGAGGAAAACUUAAGCUCAAUAGUGAAUGCGGAGAAUGAUGAUUAUUGUUUGAGAAUAUUGAAACUGAGCUAUAAUCACUUACCUGCCUAUCUAAAGCCUUGUUUUUUGUAUUUCGGAGUGUUUGAGGAAGACCGUGUAACUGAUGGUUCAAUAAUCAUCCGACUAUGGGUUUCUGAAGGAUUUCUUAAAUCAAUAGACAACAAAAGCUUGACAACAGUUGCCGAACAAUACUUGAAAGAACUAGUGGAUAGAAAUCUCAUUCUAGUUCAUCAGUCGGGGAUACUCGGGCAUGUAAAAUCCUAUAAAAUUCAUGAUUUACUUAGAGAUCUAUCUGUGAAAGAAGCUGAAAAACAGAGGUUCUUUUAUGUGUUGAGGGAUCAAAUUCCUAAAGGACUAAUUAGCCAACAACGUAUUGUUAUUCAUGGAAGCACUUCAAAGGAAAAAAUCAAGGAUGCCUUGGAAUAUAUGCCCCAUGCUCGUUCUUAUCUAGUAUUUGGUGAUCCAAUUGUUGGCCAAUUCCCAAAUUCUAGAUUUAUGAGGAUAUCGCAUAUGUGUGGUUGGCUAAGUGAAGAAGAGCAUUCACAGUUAAAUGUGUUUGAGUUGAUGAACUCACGAUACCAUAGGUUUGCAAUUAAUAAGAAGUUUGAAAUUCCUUCUUCCGUCAAUCUGCUUUGGGAUCUAGAUACACUAAUUAUAAGUGGUGUGAAAGAGUUGAUUGCUCCAACUGAAAUAUGGAAAAUGUAUAAACUUAGGCAUCUAGAGUUUGAAUUUUCGAGAUUGCAUCUCCCAGAUCCUCCGAGCGCGGACGAUGAUAUUAUUAUGAUGGAGAAUCUUGAAGUGCUGAAAGGCGUGACAAAUUUGAAUGUAAGUGAAGAUAUUGUAAAAAGAAUUCCCAAUAUCAAGGAAUUGGAUAUGAUGCUAAUUGAUAGAGUGAACUAUCUGAGCUGUCUUGAAUGUCUUAGUAAAUUGGAAUCCUUGGCGUUGUGGGUCUACUCUACUGAUAUUGGAAAGUAUGUGCUUCAGAUCAACUUCCCAGCCUCCCUUAAAAAGUUGAUUCUCCUGCUACCAAGUGAUUCAGAGUGGGAGGACAUACUGCAAAAGAUAGGCUCAUUACCAGUUCUUGAGAUGCUCGUAUUAAGUGGAGGUCGUUUCAGAACACGUGGGUGGGAAACAAUUGAAGACCAAUUCCAGAGUCUCAGGUCACUAACAUUGUCUGAUUGUGGUAAUCUAGAAAACUGGACAAUGGAAGACAGCUCCCACUUUCCACUUCUUAUAGAUCUCUGUCUUUCUGGGUUAUAUGAAUUGAAGGAGAUUCCAUCAGAAAUUGGAGAAAUACCAACACUCAGGUCAAUUCAGCUGUACUUUUGCAAUGAAUCUGUGGUGUUGUCAGCUAAACAGAUAGUAGACGAACAAGAGGAUUUACAUGGAAACCAAUUACACCUUUUUGUUCAAUGUGAGCGUUACAGUUGUGGAGAAACAUAA
Salvia hispanica is the source of this 1725-nucleotide messenger RNA. Lineage: Eukaryota; Viridiplantae; Streptophyta; Magnoliopsida; Lamiales; Lamiaceae. The record is from RefSeq and is a predicted model, not a curated record.